AUGCUUCAACUCCAGCAACACAUCCCCACAGACCUGACCUUCUCAUGGACAGGCGCCUUCUGCGGCUUCGUCGCCUUUCAACAUUGCAUCGGCAACAUACUCGCCAAGAAGAUCUACAAAUCCUUCGGUGAGGGUGAAGGAUUCGGCUCCAUCACAAACCCUCGGAUCGCGGGAUCUGGACUCGCCGUCAACUAUGCUCUACAAAUCCUCGCAUGCGUGCUUGCGGGGGGCUAUUCUACGGGGACUAUGGAAGCGAGGACAGGCGUAUCGAUGGACGGCAACAAGGCUGUGAUGGCGACGAUGGCGGCAAUCUGGCUCUGGAGUAAAAUCUUCGCGGACUCGCCUUGGUUGAGUCGAAGGUUUGGCUUGAUGAUUCAGUGGGUAUCGGAUUUCUUGAGUGCAGGAUGA
Messenger RNA from Zasmidium cellare ATCC 36951, 408 nucleotides. RefSeq lists its product as uncharacterized. Lineage: Eukaryota; Fungi; Ascomycota; Dothideomycetes; Mycosphaerellales; Mycosphaerellaceae. The transcript has 2 exons. The record is from RefSeq and is a predicted model, not a curated record. Bases 1 to 408 code for a protein of 135 amino acids.